Messenger RNA from Engraulis encrasicolus (European anchovy), 3640 nucleotides. Its product is annotated as protein jagged-1b. The coding region runs from base 483 to 2900 and encodes 805 amino acids. NCBI's taxonomy places the organism in Eukaryota, Metazoa, Chordata, Actinopteri, Clupeiformes, Engraulidae. The transcript is spliced from 14 exons. Gene Ontology annotation, molecular function: Notch binding; calcium ion binding. Gene Ontology annotation, biological process: cell communication; multicellular organism development; Notch signaling pathway. The record is from RefSeq and is a predicted model, not a curated record. Gene Ontology annotation, cellular component: membrane.
AGUGCGCCCUCCAGACCCUUCUUUUUCACAACAGCGAACUCACGCACGGUCUCUGCGCUGCGCCGCACCGUCCGCCCGCCCGCUCUGAGUGAGACGAUCCGGGUUCAUUCUCCCGCCGUGUCUGCGCCUUGAAUCAUCUGGGCGAGCCGGGUGAAAGCUGCUGCAGCGUGCAGGGGUUAAACGCAGGGGAAAAGUCGCGUUUUAAAGAGUGUGCGAGUAAAUGGGAUGAGAGCCCAAGUCACUGAGCCAGCAGGUCGGACGCUCAAAGCUUCUUAACGGCAGGUGGAACGGCACAGAUAAGACAAGACAGAGGUGGCGGGGCAGUGUUUUCUCAAGAGCAGACCCACCCUGGAUACUCUUAAGUGUAUGUUUGAGGCAAUCGGGCAGGUUGACCACCUCUGCAGCAGAUCUUCUUCCACAACCUCUUCAAGCGUCCUCUAUGUCUCUCCGACUAUAAGGAUGACCACUUCGUGAGUGGACCGAUGCGAACAAGUCAAGGCAACUGGACAGUCCACCGUACCAAGGCGCACGGUGUAAGCCUACAAAGCUUAGCCCUUAUUAUGGGUAGAAACGCGACGAGGUGUCAACUCUGGGGGGAAAGGAGAGAAGGAGGUUUGGAAAAUAGCUUAAGACAAACAGUAAGGCACCGGGAACGAGGACAGACGCGGACCAUGCUUUUUCUUGUCUCUCUCGCUUUGCAGUCACAGUUGGUGCAUGCAAAAGGCAUGUUUGAGGUACAGAUCAGACAGUUCCAGAACCCUCACGGCUUCCUCCAGAAUGGUGAGUGCUGCGACCUUCCGUCCAACAAGGGAUCUCGCUGUCCCGCCAGCGACCCGUGCGACACCUUCUUCCGAGCGUGCCUGAAGGAGUACCAGAGCCGCGUGGUCCCGACCGGAACCUGCACUUUCGGGACGGGAAGCACGGGCAUUCUCGGAGGCAACUCGCACUCUUUUCACCACCACACGCACGACGGAGGGGAAGGAAUCAGCGGGCGCAUUGUCAUCAAAUUUGAACCAGCCUGGCCAAAAUCCUUCUCCUUGGUGCUGGAAGCACUGGAUCAUGACAAUGACACAGAGCAGGGUAAGGAGCAGCUGAUCGAGCGCGUGCCGCUGUCCUCCAUGCUCAACCCCAGUGAGCAGUGGCAGACCUUCCACCACCACGGCCGACAGCUGAGCCUGGAGUUCCGGCUGCGCUACCGCUGCGAGGCUAACUACUACGGCUCGGCCUGCAACCACUUCUGCAAGCCCCGCGACGACUUCUUUGGACACUUCGACUGCGACGCGGUCGGCAUCAAGGUCUGCAAGGAGGGCUGGACAGGCCCCGAGUGCAAAGAGGCUGUCUGUCGGCAGGGAUGCCACCAGGACCAUGGAGCCUGCAAGCAACCGGGCGAGUGUGUCUGUAACUAUGGGUGGAGGGGUCUACUAUGUGACGAGUGUGAGACCUUCCCUGGGUGUGUCCACGGCACCUGCACCGAGCCCUGGAAGUGUGUGUGCGACACCAACUGGGGAGGACUGCUGUGUGACAAAGACCUGAACUACUGUGGAACCCACUCGCCCUGUAGAAAUGGAGGCACAUGUGCCAACACGGAGCCCAAUGAGUACCAGUGUGUGUGCCAGGAUGGCUUCCGAGGCCGAAACUGUGACAUCGUGGAGCACGCCUGCCUGUCAGCCCCCUGCAAGAACGCCGCCACGUGCAUCGAGGAUGACAACCCAGCAGGCUUCAGUUGUGUCUGUGCAGAUGGCUGGACUGGUCCCACCUGCGCCGAUGCCGUGCUGAAGUGUGAGUCCAGUCCGUGCGGGCGUGAAGCCACGUGUCGCGACAGUCCAGAGGGCUUCCAGUGUCUCUGUGCCCCGGGCUGGACCGGCAGAACCUGCCAACUGGACACCAAUGAAUGUGAUUUGGGAGUGUGUGUGAACGCCCGCUCGUGCCGUAACCUGAUAGGUGGCUAUCUCUGUGACUGUCUCCAAGGCUGGUCCGGGCCCAACUGUGAUAUCAGGAAUGCCACUUGCCUGGGCGCGUGUCAGAACGGCGGACGCUGCGAGGAGUCCCAAUCAGCCCAAUGGCACUGUGUCUGUCCUCCCCGCUUCACGGGCAAACACUGCCAGGUCACGCGGAGGGCCUGCGACGGCCUGCAGUCCUGUCUGCAUGGAGGGAAGUGCAUGGAAGAGGACAAUGGCCAAGGCAUCACCUGCAUCUGUCCAGCAGGAUACACGGGGCCACGCUGCGAGGUGAAGAUGGACCCGUGUGACCCCAGCCCGUGCCAGCGCGGUCACGAGUGCCAUCGAGUGGACGGCAGCUACUUGUGUUUCUGCCCGACUGGCUGCACAAGCCUCAAUGGAGCAUGCCAACACUGUGGAGCUGGCAGCGUGUUGGACCUGAGCCAGCGCAGCUUUGCCACCUCCAUGGUCCUGGUGGGCGUCUUCGCUCUGGCCCUGGCUGCAGGCUGCACCGCGUGUGCCGUGCUCCUCUCUCGCCUGCAGCGCCGCCACCAGCGCAAGCACGGCUCCUCUUCCUCUGGCGGCGGCCCGCCGCCUCACCUGCACCACCACGACGCCGCCACCAUGCCCAUCAACAACCAGCGGGACUACUGUGUGCCCAUUCGUAACGUGGAGCGCAGCGGUGGCGUCCUCGUCAGCAGCGGUGGCGGUGGCGGGGUGCCCCUGCUACAGGGCCACGUGGUGGGCGGCACACACUGCUGCGUGGCCGAGGAGAUCGAGCUGACGCUGCCCCCGUCGCCCGCACCCUCCUCCCACCAGCCCUCCCCGGCCCUCAAGUCUGCCGUCAGCAGCCACCAUCACCACACUGCCCACCACCACCUGCCCAAGCUCGACAUCUCCAACCUGGAGCGCGAGAAGCUCAACCGCUACCACUACACGGACAACCUGGAGCAGGAGGCGUGACGUGACCUGCCUGCGCCCUCGACACCCACCCCACCCCACCCCACCCCCUCCAAACUUAAUUUAAGAUGGCCGCCCCCAGAUUGCCGAUUUUUUUCCCCCCCAGAAUUUUAGGAUUUGACCGAGAUUGCAUGCAUCACACCCACUGACAGGAUCUGGAGCGGUUUUGAGUCACAAACAACGACCGGGUUAAACAGUUAGAACAGACUGCUCUGUUAGCAGUGCCACCACUGACGUCUUUUGGGAUCAACUUCUACAGUUAUACAAUAACAAUGGGACGAAUCACCAUGAUUGAAAUCGGUCACCGAAACACAUGAAAUGACUGAAUGACUGCGUGACUGAACUGCGACUACUGCUGAUGACCUCGCUCGGAAUGAUCCGGAAGUUUCAUUGUAACAAAGUUGGGCUCAAACGUCGGUAGGCCUGUGUGUAACCAGCCCCCCAUUCAAACUCCCUUCCCAGUACCUUUUUAGGUGUCACCCUCUGAGUGUAACCUGCCCCCAUACAAACUCAACUUCCUUCCCAGUACCUUUUGCAUGACAAGUGCUCUGGACCAUGAGGUCAUAGACCUGUCUCAGAAAAAGCCACUAAUUCCAUCAUCUUCAAGGAUUCAUGGAUUGUUUAUUUGUCAGAGACACAGAGACACUUCCACUUUUUGACUUGUAAGAUGGGGGCCUUAUUGAACGAUAUUGAAAGGUUUUCUUUGUAAACGGUUGGCAAGACUGUGCACCCAACCAACUAGA